AUGAGGGAGGAUAAGAAGGAAAUGACUCAGUGCAGUUACCCUGAAAACAAUCAUAGCAUCAUUGUGGAGAGGCACAAAGACAGCUUAAUCAGAACAUGUCCCACAUGUGGUCAUCAUAUCAAAAACCAAGAGCAGGCUGCUGGAAUUCAUGACUUACCUGGACUACCUGCUGGAGUGAAGUUUGACCCUACUGAUCAAGAGAUUCUUGAACAUUUGGAAGCCAAGGUGCGCUCUGAUAUUCACAAGCUUCAUCCAUUAAUUGAUGAGUUCAUCCCUACACUUGAAGGCGAGAAUGGAAUCUGCUGUACCCAUCCAGAGAAGUUGCCAGGAGUUAGCAAGGAUGGCCUGAUCCGACAUUUCUUCCACCGGCCUUCCAAAGCAUACACGACAGGAACAAGGAAAAGGAGAAAGGUGCACACUGAUGCAGAUGGCAGUGAGACCCGGUGGCACAAAACAGGUAAGACUAGGCCAAUCUAUAUCAGUGGCAAGUUGAAAGGGUACAAGAAAAUUCUUGUGCUUUACACUAACUACAAAAAGCAAAGAAAACCGGAGAAAACAAAUUGGGUCAUGCAUCAGUACCACCUUGGCAAUAAUGAAGAGGAGAAGGAAGGGGAGUUUGUAGUCUCCAAAGUUUUCUAUCAAACACAACCUAGACAAUGUGGUUCACUCAUGAAAGAUUCAUUUCCUGCAAAACCAAGUGGCCAAGGCAUGCACGAGGUAACUAAUCAUAAAAACAGUGGGUUUGUCGAGUACUACAAUACUUCUUUCAUACCCUUUGAUCAAGGGGACCAACAUAGAUCUAACAGUACUCAAAUUUCCCAUUUUUCUGUCCAUGAUGGUGCUUCUUUCAUUCCUUAAAAGAAGCAGUGGAAGGGAAGAGGAAAUGUUAGAUGCCAUGAAAGGAUAUGGAAUAUUAAAAUUGUAUUCUGCAAUAAUGAAAUAAGUUAAUAACCAACACUAGUUAGGUGGGGAAAAGGCGGUACAGAAUAAGGAGAAUCUGCUUCAUCUGAAAGCUUAGUGGUCAGAUACUUCUAUUGAGACAAACAAGACUUGGCGAAGUAAAGAAAUAGAAUAUUUAGCUGUAACUGUGUUUUCUUUCUUUCUACUAA
Molecule: messenger RNA, 1109 nt
Organism: Gastrolobium bilobum
Lineage: Eukaryota; Viridiplantae; Streptophyta; Magnoliopsida; Fabales; Fabaceae
Product: NAC domain-containing protein 73-like
Exons: 3
Coding region: 1-858 (285 amino acids)
Biological process (GO): regulation of DNA-templated transcription
Cellular component (GO): nucleus
Molecular function (GO): transcription cis-regulatory region binding; DNA-binding transcription factor activity
Source: RefSeq, a predicted model, not a curated record